Cladophialophora immunda is the source of this 1062-nucleotide messenger RNA. RefSeq lists its product as uncharacterized. The transcript has 2 exons. Gene Ontology annotation, molecular function: protein binding. Lineage: Eukaryota; Fungi; Ascomycota; Eurotiomycetes; Chaetothyriales; Herpotrichiellaceae. Bases 1 to 1062 code for a protein of 353 amino acids. The record is from RefSeq and is a predicted model, not a curated record.
AUGUAUGCGUCCGAUGGCCAGUACAGCAGAGCAGAGGCCCAAAUCGCCUCCGUGUGCCAGGGCUGGGAACACGAAUUCAGGCCAGACAGCUUACACUAUGCUUGGGGCUUGACCCUCUGGGCCAGUGCUCUCCAGGGUCUCCAGGAACUCCCUACCGCGCUGGCAAAGAUGCAGGUGGCUAAAGCGAUGUAUACAGAAAGGCUAGGCCAGUUUCAUCUGGAUACUCUGCAUGCCAACCGACAGCUUGCAGGCAUCUACGAAUCGAUGGGACAGCUUACCGAGGCCGAGGAGCUAUUGCAGCACACGAAAUAUGGCCACGAGCUGACGAUCACAGAGGACGAAUGCCCGCCCGACUACCUCUCCACAUUACUCGACCUCUCUGGGGCCAUGCCCUACGCGCAAAAUCUCUACUCGGUGGAGAGCUCUCAGUAUCUGGAAUGCCUGCGGGCCCAGAACGACAUUAAAAGGUACCAGGGCGACUGGCAGCAAGUGGAAAAUAUUUCAAGAGACGCACUGAGAUUGUCACUGAGCCUUUAUGGCAGUGGGCACUGGCAGACCUUGACGUUCCGAGCCGUGCUUGCUGAGUCGAUGUGUGAGCUGGGCCUCUGGGCCGAAGCGGAGACAACUGCCUUAGAAGCCCUUGAGGAGUCACAUGGUGUCGAAGGCUCGAGUCGAGGAUGGAGAUUGAAAUGUCUGAGUGUUUUAGGCUCGGCAUACGAAUUGCAGGGGCGCAACGAUAUCGGGGUCGAUACAUUCCUGCAAGCCCUGGAGCUGUCGCGGGAGAUAUAUGGCAACGACCAUCGGCACACCCAGAUUGCGGAGAUCUGGCUUGCACAGAGCAUUAAAGAUCUAACCGACCGUCGCGAUGUGGACGUUGGAGCUCUGGAGCCGGUUUACCGCAAGGUACGCGACACAUGGAUGAGAGCGUACGGCAGCGAGGAUCCCAGGACGAUCGAGGCGCGGGCGAGGUACGCCCAUUUGCUUUCCGAAUCGUGGAAAGAGAACGAGGAGGAGGAGGAGGAGGAGGAGGAGGAGGAGGGAAACUCAAGGAUGCAGUCGUAG